Manihot esculenta (cassava) is the source of this 4439-nucleotide messenger RNA. RefSeq lists its product as uncharacterized. The transcript has 10 exons. Bases 1 to 4125 code for a protein of 1374 amino acids. Gene Ontology annotation, cellular component: cytoplasm. Gene Ontology annotation, biological process: protein phosphorylation; signal transduction. Gene Ontology annotation, molecular function: protein kinase activity; ATP binding; protein binding. NCBI's taxonomy places the organism in Eukaryota, Viridiplantae, Streptophyta, Magnoliopsida, Malpighiales, Euphorbiaceae. The record is from RefSeq and is a predicted model, not a curated record.
AUGUACGCGCAUUUCUUUCUGGGUGGAUUGGUGAUUAUUGAUUCUCAGAAAGUAAUUUUGCCUUUUGGAUCUGUGGGAUAUGCGAUUCUGAAUGUGGCCAUCGUGGGUGGAAAUAAGGAGGGAGGUGAUCGAACGGAUAUAGAUAAUAUUAUUGUGCAGUUAAAUAAGACCAAGAACUUGUCUGAUUCAAUGACCAGUGAGGCGCCUAAUCCCUCCUGUCAAAGGAUCCAACAACAACAGGAACCGGCAUCUUUUAUCCCCAAGACAGGAAACAAUAUACAUAACAUAUCUGUGCAGACAGGUGAGGAAUUUUCCAUGGAGUUCCUCCAGGACCGUGCGACCACCAGAGGGAUUUGCCCUAUGCCCAGUACAGCUCAAAAUUGUGAAAGCAAAUAUGGGCACUUUAAUGAUCAAGUUCAUCAGCGAGGAUAUGAGGAUCUUGCUCACAUACUUGGGUUAAGGAGAAUGGAUUCUGAGUCUGCUGAUGAUAUUGCUGAUUUUGCACCUGCAAAAGGGUCUUCAAAGGAGACUGAAAGUGUGGCUUAUGCUGACAAGUUAAACAAACUGAAAAUGGAGGAUGGUGAUACUGUAAAUAGAUCAGGGAAAGUUCUCAGUGAAUUGGUUUGUGAGAAGGGUGCUGUUUUGGGUCCAUCUGCUUCAGCCAUUCAGGCACAAGAAUCCCCUUGUUCAGAUAUAUCUCAGCCAGGAAAGAUGAAGUUCCUUUGCAGUUCUGGGGGUAAGAUUUUGCCAAGGCCCAGUGAUGGCAAGCUCAGAUAUGUGGGAGGAGAGACCCGCAUUAUUUCCAUUUCUAAGAAUCUUACAUGGGAUGAACUCCUCAAGAAAACUAGAUGUAUUUGCAACCAACCUCACUCCAUCAAGUAUCAGCUUCCUGGUGAGGAUCUUGAUGCUCUUAUUUCUGUGUCUUCUGAUGAAGAUCUUCAAAAUAUGAUAGAGGAGUACCAUGGACUUGAGAGGCUUGAGGGUUCUCAAAGGCUUCGAAUAUUUUUGAUUCCUCUGGGUGAAUCCGAGGAGUCAUCUUCUUUUGAUGGAACUACCAUCCAGCAGGACAGCCCCAACUACGACUAUGUUCUUGCUGUAAACGGCGUGUUCGAUCCUAAUCCUAGGAAAAACUCUGGUGGGCAGGUUUCAACAAAUGAAGCAAGUCAAUCUGGAAAUAUUUCAGAUCAAAAUCCAAGCUUUCCCAAACAUUCUCCAUCUCCUCUAUUUCCUUUGGAGGCUAAAGGUGGUUUUAAUGCUUUUCAUCCUCCUAUAUUUUCAAAUGAACCCAACUAUAUGGCCAAACCUCCCUGUCACUCUCCUCAUAUUUCUCCAAUUCCUCUACAGCAUCUAGACUCUAUGAAUUCUAAUAUAAAAUCACAUGGUGCUAACUCCAGUGUUGAGAGCUGCAGUUCCUUCAUUACUGCUCAGUUGUCGCCUGAGAACUGCAGCAUAUCUGCAGUUUGCAAACAACCCACUGAGGAGCUGGUAGCUUUGAUGAAUCACUGCAAAAAUGUGGACAAUCUUCAGGCUGAACAACCACAUGGAGUGCAAUUCCACAACCAUAAUCUUUGCACAGAACACGUGACCCCCUCAGUUUUUCAUCAGUGUGAAGUCAAUUUUAAUGGUUUCUCUGGGGAGAGGCCUAUACGUAAGGACAGGGCAAUUCAGUCGGAGACGACUUUAUUGGGCCCACAGGAUCCAUUGGGUCUAUUCUCAGGGUCCAUAGACUCCAUUGAUUCUCAUCAUGGAAUGCCACAUGCCUUUUCAGAUUCCAAGCUACAAGAGCAUGGGAGGCUGUCUGCUUACUGUUCACAAGAGGGGAUGAGCCCAUCAUCUCCAUUGAACUUUUCCAAGUCACAGUUGUCUUCAAUAGUCUCAAGUACUUCACAAGAUAAACCUGAGCAGCUGCAUGAGAAUUUUAAUUUGGUAAAUCCUACCCUACAAAGUAAGUUACUGGACAUUGAGUCUUCUUUGUCUCAGAAUGGGCUGGAUUUGCUGAAUCUUUCUUCAUGCUUGAAAUCAGCUGGAAGGAAUGAAUCCAUUCAUAAAGCUAACGCCAUUACUGAUGAGCAAUGCCAAAUUUCAAAGGGUUGCAUGGAAAUGAAUUCAGAAAUGACGAAUGCAAUUGAUAAAAUUAAUCCAUUUUGCCAUCAAGCUGAAAAGCCUUAUGAGGAGAAAGCUGCAGUUCUGAAGUACAACACCAAAUUGCUACCUUCUGAAGCCAAUGAUUUCAAACCUUCUGUAGACAACUUCAUCGAGCAGUCCCAGAACUAUCAAGCCCCGUCUGAUCUCCUAUUCAUGGACCAGAGGACUGUGAGCAACCAAUACAUCAGUUUGAGUGGAAAAGUGAAUGGUGAACAAGGAAGCAACAUCCUAGGGAACAGCAGUUCACAAGCUGAGGAGUUAUUAAAAAAUGGGAAGCUGCACCCUUGUGAUGAAAGUCCUUUCUUUGAUCUUUUAUCUGGAUUCUCUAACAAUCAAUUUUCCCCUGAAUCAGCACAAGGUGAACCAUUUGAAAGUCAUAACAGUAAGGGUAACAAAGACUCCUUGCUCAUACAAUCUAUAAACUCAUACCAAUCUGCUGUUCAUGAUGACUUUGGUGCAAAUACAACCUUGCAUGUGAAUGAACUCCAUUCUGCAGCAGUUAAUGACACUAAAGAUGCUUUGUAUGAGAUAAAGGUUCCUCGCAUGGUUGAUGACCAUGGAAGUUAUCCUGAUCAGAAGGUUGACCAGUUGGAUCAUGGAGGAUCUUAUGAGAAGUCAAAUGUUGAGAAGAUUAUCUUGGCUCAAACAAAAUCAUUAAGUAAAAAUAAAGAUCAAAACAAGCUGGAGCCAUUAUUUACCGAGGAAUCUUUGACCGAUAAUAUGCCUUGUAUCAUUGUAUCUUCUCAUGCAAUUGUCAGAGAUGUUGCUGAUACAGUCAACAAUGAUUUUAGAUCUCCUUCAGCAAUCGAGGCUGAGAGCAGUAUGCCACAUGUUACUAUGCCUGUUACUGAUCCAACCAGCUUUGACCUUAUGUUUCCAAGUGCAACAGACUCGGUGAGUAUCAUCCCACAUGUUCGCCCACAUGUUGCUGAUCCAACCAGCGGUGAUUUUUUAUCUCCUUCCGCUACAGUAUCUGAAAGCAUCAUGCUAGAAACUGAGUUUGAGGACAUAAAGGAUGAUACUGGAGAUAAGGAUAAAUCUAUUAGCGAUGCAGUGAUAGCUGAAAUGGAAGCUAGCAUCUACGGCUUGCAGAUUAUAAAGAAUGCUGAUCUUGAAGAACUAAGAGAGUUAGGAUCCGGCACAUAUGGCACAGUCUACCAUGGAAAAUGGCGUGGAACAGAUGUUGCCAUAAAAAGAAUUAAAAAGAGCUGUUUUUCGGGGAGAUCGUCAGAGCAAGAACGUUUGACAAAAGACUUUUGGAGAGAAGCGCAGAUCCUCUCAAAUCUUCAUCAUCCAAAUGUGGUUGCAUUUUAUGGGGUAGUUCCAGAUGGGGCUGGAGGAACAUUAGCCACUGUGACUGAAUAUAUGGUCAAUGGAUCACUUAGGCAUGUCUUACUUAAGAAGGAUAGAUCACUGGAUCACCGUAAAAAGCUCAUAAUUGCCAUGGAUGCAGCUUUUGGGAUGGAAUACUUGCACUCGAAAAAUAUAGUCCACUUUGAUCUGAAAUGUGACAAUUUGCUUGUCAAUUUAAGGGAUCCUCAAAGACCCAUAUGCAAGGUUGGAGAUUUUGGUCUAUCAAGAAUCAAACGGAAUACUCUUGUAUCUGGUGGCGUGCGAGGUACCCUUCCAUGGAUGGCACCAGAAUUGUUGAAUGGAAGCAGCAGUCGGGUUUCUGAGAAGGUUGAUGUUUUCUCAUUUGGCAUUUCACUGUGGGAGAUCUUGACUGGUGAGGAACCUUAUGCAGAUAUGCAUUGUGGUGCAAUCAUCGGUGGAAUAGUUAAAAACACUCUUCGGCCUCCUAUUCCGGAAUGUUGUGAUCCUGAGUGGAGGACGCUGAUGGAGCAGUGCUGGUCACCUGACCCUGAAUCUCGACCAUCAUUUACUGAGAUAACAAAUAGGCUUCGAGCUAUGUCUUUCGCACUUCAGACAAAAGGAAAUAAUAUUCAGGCAAGACCAGUGAAGGCAAAAUUACUCCCAUGAAUUAGCAGCAUAUAUUAUGUCCCCCGUUUCUGUCUUUAAGCGCCAGGACUGGCUAGUAUCUUGUAUAGAAGCACUUGUCUAGCAUCUUCAAGCAUGGAUGGAGUUCGUAUCUUCCUGUUUCUCACCUUUGCUAAUGAAAUAUCUUCAUUUGUUUAUUCUUUUGUAACCCGAGAAGGGAAAAAAAGAAAAAGAAAAAAAAAGGUAAAUAGUAAAUAGAGCAUUAGGAUUCUCUGACUAGUAUGUUUUUUGGCUAGAAAAUGUGUGUAUACACUCAUAAAGAGGGAAAGGGUAAAUAUAAUUGGUGCUUUUGCUCA